UGGUGCAUUGAGUGCGAGUGCGGCGUGAGCUGGUAAAUGGUGUGAACUUCGUUUGUGUUCGGGUCGUGCAUAGUUCGCAGAUUGGAAUCUUAACAAGCACCAGAAAAUUUCUUCCGUGACCCUUGGUUCUCGGGCUUGUGACCGAGAUUGGAUGUAUCAGAGUGCUUUUUAAGGAAUUUUCCAGACUUUGUUGCUAUUAAGUAGGCCCAAAAGCUGAACCUUGAUUUGUGAGAAACUGCAAAUCAACCUUUUUUUUAAAGUUGUCCCAGAACUUUUCCGUACCUUCACCCUCCGCCCCUUAAUUACACUCAAGAAGAAGGGGCUUGUCGCCGAAAGACCGUUCCUGAUAACGCGCUUCCUUGCAUAAGGCCAACUCAGAUUCCACGCCCGGCAUCAUGUAUGGACCCCCCCAUCUUCACCAGGAGUGAUCCCUGAAUGCAGAGAAAAGUGUAAGCCCUAAGCUUCGCCGGGUCGGGCUCCAAGUAAGCCGGAGUUUCUGGAACAUCUCUACCUGGUGCUGAUUCACUGCAUCAUGAAUUUCUAUUUCACUAGCAUUCGCAGCUUUCCUAAGCUCUGGACAAGUUGCCAAUACCUAGGACUAGGGCCAGGACAAUCUUCUCUCACUCAUUUGGAACAUUGUUGUGGCCUCAAGAACCAAAAGAAGUGGUUUUCUUGUAAAACAGUUUCUCCACAAAAUACCAAAGCAAAUAAUCUGCUGAUUGCCAAGGCCAGAUAUCGCAGGAAAGGAGAUGAGGACAACAAUAAGCAAGUGCCUUCUGAGUCUCCUCAUUUUUUUGCAGCUGGAUCUGCUAAGAAGAGAUCACAGAAUAGUCAUCCAAAUAAAGAGCAGGUCUUGCCACCUUCAAGGAAAUCUUUUCAGGUCCCAACAGAACCUCUGACUUCAGAGCAGUGGUCUAAACUUAAGGCAGAUUUUAAAGGAAAAGCUAACUUUGAAAAUUGGAUCAUUUCACAAAUGGUCCGCGCUCACAGCUCUGUGGAUGUGGCCAAGUCUCUGCUGGCUUGGGUAGCUGCAAAGAACAGUGGUAUUGUAGGCUAUGAUUUACUGGUCAAGUAUUUGUGUCUCUGUGUCUUUCAUAAGCAGACAUCAGAAGUCAUUGACGUCUAUGAAAUCAUGAAAGCCCGAUACAAGAGCUUAGAAUCGGGAGCCAAUACUCUUCUCAUCCGAGGCUUAAUUCAUUCGGACAGAUGGAGAGAGGCAGUGCUAUUGCUAGAGAACAUCAAAAAAGUCAUGGUGCCUUCAAAAAGCAAUUAUAAUGAGUGUAUCCAGGGAGCACUCCUUCAUCAAGAUGCAAACUUAGCUUGGAGUUUGUAUCAAGAAUUGUUAGAUUAUGAACUUAUUCCUCUGUUGGAUACUUUUAAAGCCUUCUUCGAUUUUGGAAGAGGCAUGAAUGAUGAUCAAUAUGCAAGGAAGCUACAAGAUAUUCUCUUAUAUCUAAGAAAUAAUCGACUAUACCCUGGGGAAUCACUUGCACACAGUAUAAAAACAUGGUUUGAGAGCGUUCCUGGAGAACAAUGGCAGGGACAAUUCACUACAAUUCAGAAAAGUGGUCAGUGCUUGAACUGUGGAAAAACCAUAGAGUCUAGUCAGCUGAGUUCAGAGGACUAUGACUAUCUCCAGGGGAAAAUCAUGAAGGAUGUGAUCGAUGGAGGUGACCAGUACAAAAAGACAACACCUCAGGAACUCAAGAGAUUUAAGAACUUUGUGAAAACCUGUCCUCCUUUCGAUAUCGUCAUCGAUGGGCUGAAUGUUGCCAAAAUGUUUCCCAAAAGUCGGGAAUCUCAAAGUCUCUUGGAUGUGGUCUCCCAGCUCUCUGAGCUGAAUCUGCGGCUGCUGGUCCUGGGUCGGAAGCACAUGCUGAUACCAAGUUCCCGAUGGAGAAAGGACGAGAUGGAAAGGGUGAAGAAGCUAGCGAGCUGUUUCUUUGCAGACAACAUCUCUGAGGACGACCCGUUCCUUCUGUAUGCCACACUGCACUCAGGCAAUCACUGCAAGUUUGUCACAAAUGAUCUGAUGCGGGACCACAAGGCCUGUCUACCUGAUGCCAAGACCCAGAACCUGUUCUUUAAGUGGCAACAAGGACAUCAGCUGGCAAUUACUGCUAAGCUUGCAGGAUCGAAAGUAGUCUUUCAGCCUAUUCUCAGCUAUGACACAGUCGUGCAGACAACUGGAGACUCGUGGCACAUACCAUAUGAUGAUGACCAGGUGGAAAGAUGCUCCUUUGAAGUGCCAACCAAAUGGCUUUGCCUUCACAGAAAGACAUAAAGACUCUUCACUUCUAGAUUUGUGUGCGAGGUCAACCUGGUUUUGUCAGAGAACUUAAGUCAGACUUGGCAAAAGCUCGGCUUCUUUUCUGUUUGAUCCCUUUGGUUUGUAUGUCAAUAAAUUGAUUUUUAAAUGAA
This is a messenger RNA of Sorex fumeus (smoky shrew), 2421 nucleotides long. It is a transcript of the gene PRORP, whose product is annotated as protein only RNase P catalytic subunit. The transcript is spliced from 8 exons. Gene Ontology annotation, cellular component: mitochondrial ribonuclease P complex; mitochondrion. The record is from RefSeq and is a predicted model, not a curated record. Bases 533 to 2284 code for a protein of 583 amino acids. Gene Ontology annotation, molecular function: ribonuclease P activity; protein binding. Gene Ontology annotation, biological process: tRNA 5'-leader removal; mitochondrial tRNA 5'-end processing. NCBI's taxonomy places the organism in Eukaryota, Metazoa, Chordata, Mammalia, Eulipotyphla, Soricidae.